AUGUCAGAUGACGGGCCGCGAUUCCUGUCACGUGGCCACUCUUUCAGGACUGUUGUGGGUGACACACUGCUACUGCCAUGCCAGGUCCAGAACUUGGGUUCCUUGGUGUUGCUGUGGAGGCGAGGACCUGCUGUUCUCACCGCCGCCAGUCUGAUGGUGACCAGAGAUGAGAGGUUCAGACUUGUCGAUGGUUACAACUUGCAGAUAACUGAUGUUGGGCCUCAGGACGCAGGCGAUUACGUGUGCCAGAUCUCGGACCGGAUAUCCAGAGACCAAGUGCAUACAGUUGAAGUGCUGGUGCCGCCGAGUGUACGCGCCUCGCCGGAAUCUCGCCACGCGGCUGCGAGGCGCGGGGGCGCUGCUGUGCUAGAGUGUAGAGCUUCGGGAAAUCCCGUGCCCAGUGUUACAUGGCAUAAAAUGAUCGACAGCUACAACACGCAUUUGAACGAAUCCAAUCUCCGUCUGGCAGACGGUCCCCAAUUACAGUUGUCGCGUCUUGAGCGCGCGCACAGCGGCCGCUACGCUUGCACUGUCGAUAAUGGUGUCGGACCCCCCAUGGUUACUGAGUUCCAGCUGCAAGUACUAUACCCUCCAGAAAUAACAGUGGAACGAUCUUGGGUCCACACAGGGGAAGGGUUCAGAGCUGAGCUGCUUUGUACCGUUCUUGCUGAUCCUCCCGCUGAGGUUUCGUGGUACCAAAACUCAUUCCCAUUGAGUGCGUCGGAGCGGGUCACUAUGUCAGCGCGAGGGAACAACCACACCUUGCUUAUAGCUAACGUGCAACCUGAAGAUUUUGGUAACUAUAGUUGCGUGGCAGACAACAGUCUAGGUCGAGCGCGUCAGCACGUGGAGGUGUCUGGAAGGCCGGGCCCCGCUCGCUUCACAUCACCGCCAGUCGCGCGACGCCCUGACGCCUACACACUCGCCUUCGCUGUAGACAGUUAUCCCCCACUUGAUGAACUGAGACUGCUGUACAGACAGUUAGCGUUCAACGAGUCGUACCAGCAGCCGGGGCGUUGGCACGACGUUGUGAUCCCCGCGCCUCAGCCGGCGGGCGCGUUGACACACCGCGUGGCGCAUGAACUACGAGGUCUACAACCCGGAGCUGUGUAUGAGGCUAUUGUUCAGGCUAAGAACAGAUAUGGAUGGAACGAGGUCAGCGAUAUCUUUCAGUUCCACACCCUGGGUGGUGAACACACAGCGCAUGCGGGGGAACUGACACCUAUGUUCUCUGGUCAAAUAAAAACCUGUUAUAAUAUUUAUACAGUGGUCAGUCUGACCUACCUUACUCUAUGGAACCUCGUCCAUACCGGUUAACCGGUUUUAUAUUACUUAGAGAAUUGAAAUGACUUUUUUAUCGGUUUUAUAACAUUUUUACACAAUAUGACAGGUCAGUUACUAUGGCUAUUAAAUAAAAAGAAAAAAAUAUGGAUAAAAUCGACAAUCGUACAAAUUCCGGUUUUUGUACAACACUAGUCAUAAUUGAUUGA
This is a messenger RNA of Papilio machaon (common yellow swallowtail), 1490 nucleotides long. Its product is annotated as lachesin. Gene Ontology annotation, cellular component: neuronal cell body; axon; plasma membrane. Lineage: Eukaryota; Metazoa; Arthropoda; Insecta; Lepidoptera; Papilionidae. The transcript has 10 exons. Gene Ontology annotation, molecular function: protein binding; axon guidance receptor activity. Gene Ontology annotation, biological process: synapse organization; homophilic cell-cell adhesion. The record is from RefSeq and is a predicted model, not a curated record. Bases 1 to 1317 code for a protein of 438 amino acids.